GGUCUGCUCCUCAUCCUCUCCCACUGAAAGCCGAGCCUGGAGGUGCAGGCGAAGUGCAGACCCUGUGCCCUGGGCCAGGCCGACUGGGUCAUCAUCAGAGACCGAUUUGGACAGUGCUUCACCAGCCGCGUGCGCACGGAGCCGCUGGGCGAGGGCAGCCUGGAGCAUCACCCCGGGGCCAGGCCAGAGGACCGGAGGACCAGCAUUGCCAUCGGCGUGUCGGAGGAGGAGGAGAGCAGGGACACCAUCCGGCUGCACGAGAAGGAAGAGAACACCUUGAGGUACUAUCUCUUCGAGGGCAUGCGCUACGUCUGGAUCGAGCGCCGACAGGCCUACUGCAAAGUCAGCGUCUUGGAUGAAGGUUGGACCUGCGCAGAUCUCCACCUCUCCCAGGCUGGGCUCCACCAGCAAGACCACAGCACCAGAAGGAAGAUCUAUGGACCCAACCUCAUCGAGGUGCCAGUCAAGUCCUACGUGAGGCUGUUGGUGGAGGAGGUGCUCAAUCCCUUCUACAUCUUCCAAGUGUUCAGCAUCGUGCUGUGGGUCUGCGACGCCUAUUACUACUAUGCUGCCUGCAUCUUCCUCAUCUCCACCAUCUCCUUAGGGCUGUCCCUCUAUGAGACAAGGAAG
Molecule: messenger RNA, 630 nt
Organism: Merops nubicus (carmine bee-eater)
Lineage: Eukaryota; Metazoa; Chordata; Aves; Coraciiformes; Meropidae
Product: probable cation-transporting ATPase 13A2
Exons: 7
Biological process (GO): autophagosome-lysosome fusion; regulation of mitochondrion organization; intracellular calcium ion homeostasis
Cellular component (GO): membrane
Molecular function (GO): P-type transmembrane transporter activity
Source: RefSeq, a predicted model, not a curated record